Messenger RNA from Megalops cyprinoides (Indo-Pacific tarpon), 3284 nucleotides. RefSeq names its product signal peptide, CUB domain, EGF-like 2 (gene scube2). Gene Ontology annotation, cellular component: cell surface. NCBI's taxonomy places the organism in Eukaryota, Metazoa, Chordata, Actinopteri, Elopiformes, Megalopidae. Gene Ontology annotation, biological process: signal transduction. Gene Ontology annotation, molecular function: calcium ion binding. Bases 115 to 3180 code for a protein of 1021 amino acids. The record is from RefSeq and is a predicted model, not a curated record. The transcript has 23 exons.
UUAACGUAAGUCGAAUGACAGGGUAGUCGGGAUGAAAAUGAGGCGGACACUCGGUCAUCUCCUCAGUGCAAACGCGUUCUUUCCAAGGGACCUCUAGACUCGGAUCAUAUCACUAUGGGAGCUAUUUGUAUUGCAAGGCGCUUUUGUUUGUUUUUGCUCCUGUUAAAUACUCGCCAAAGCUCCGCACUUGCAGAGAAUCGAGAUGCAGACCAGUGUGCCGAAGGAAGUGAUGGCUGUCACAUUGACGCUAUUUGUCAAAAUACUCCUUCUUCUUACAAGUGCACGUGUAAACCAGGCUUUAAGGGGGACGGCAAACAGUGUGAAGACGUUGAUGAAUGCGAUAUCGAGUACAAUGGUGGCUGUGUACACGAAUGUAACAACAUACCAGGCAAUUAUCGCUGCACUUGCCACGAUGGAUUCAUGUUAGCACAUGAUGGACAUAAUUGUCUAGACGUGGACGAGUGUGCGUUCAACAAUGGUGGGUGCCAGCAUGUGUGUGUCAACACCAUGGGCAGCUACGAGUGCCGCUGCAAGGAUGGCUUCUUCCUCAGUGACAACCAGCACACCUGCAUCCACCGUUCGGAAGAGGGCCUCAGCUGCAUGAACAAGGAACACGGAUGUGCACACAUCUGCAAGGAGACGCCCAAGGGGGGCGUAGCCUGCGAGUGCAGGCCUGGGUUCGAGCUAGCCAAGAACCAGAGAGGCUGCAUCUUGACCUGUAACCACGGUAACGGGGGGUGCCAGCAUAUGUGCGAAGACACGGAUCACGGGCCCAUUUGCAGGUGUCAUGUGAGGUACUCCCUGCAUGCGGAUGGAAGGUCCUGUGUAGAGAGAGACGAGGCAGCUGCCGAGACCUCAGAGCACAACGCCACAUCCCUUGCCGAGGUGGACAAGCGAGUCAAGCGGAGACUUCUCAUGGAGACCUGCGCCGUGAACAACGGGGGCUGCGACUGCACCUGCAAGGAUACCUCCACCGGCGUCCGCUGCAGCUGCCCCGUCGGCUUCACCCUCCAGCCAGACGGCAAGACCUGCAAAGACAUCGACGAGUGUGAGCACCACAACGGCGGCUGCGACCACUUCUGCAGGAACACCAUCGGCAGCUUCGAGUGCAGCUGCAGGAAGGGCUUCAAACUCCUGACAGACGAGCGGUCCUGCCAAGAUAUCGAUGAGUGCUUCUUUGAGAGGACGUGUGACCACAUGUGUGUGAACUCCCCGGGGAGCUUUGAGUGUGUGUGCAACAAAGGCUACACUCUGUAUGGGCUGGCCCACUGUGGAGAUGUUGAUGAAUGCAGUGUGAACAACGGCGGAUGUGAGCACAGCUGUGAGAACACCAUGGGAGGCUUUGAGUGCCACUGCAACCCUGGCUUCAAGCUGCAUUGGAACAAGAAGGAUUGUGUCGAAGCAGAUGGUUUGCCGGCAGCCAAACCACCAGCUAAGCCCACCCUCAACUGCAGUAAACAGGAAGAGGGCGACCGCUGCUUCCUGACCUGCCAGUCGCAGGUUCACAUCAGCAGCGGGAUGGAGGAUUCCUAUACGGUGACCUGUGGAAUGCCUCUACUCUGCCUGACUGGAGGACAAAAAAACGAGAGUAGCUCCUAUUGCUUGGGGUCGGAUAUGACAAGCACUCCACGGAUUAAGACAUCUGCUACUUUCAAAUCUGGCACAGGGAAAUGCAAUUUAAAAAGGAGCCAAGAGAAGCUGAAGGAGAGCUUGAAUACUGCUCUGUCAGACAGGAAGUCCCCUUUCACGGAGAAUGUCCAGUUCAGCUUUGUCAGCCUGCGUUGUAGCUCGGCCGGCCGGAGGCCCCGCAGCCGGCAUGGCAGGAAGGCGGGGGAGGAGGAGGGGUCCUCCAUCUCCGCCGAGUUUGAGCUGGAUGUGAACCUAGAGGAGGUAACAGAGAGCUGCGACCUGGGCUGCGUGCGGCGCCGCUCCGAGAAGCGCCUGCGGAAGACCAUCCGCACGCUGCGCAAGUCCAUCAACCGCGAGCAGUUCCACCUGCGCUUCGCCGGCUCCGAUUACGAGCUGGCCAAGAAGAUGAGCCGGCCCGCGGACCCGCCUGAGCACUGCGCCACCGGACAGAUGCUGCUGGACAAGAAGUGUGUGAGCUGCAGCGUCGGAACAUACUACGACGGCGACCAGGGGAGGUGUGUCCUGUGCCCGCCUGGAACCUACCAGGACGAGGAAGGCCAGGUGUCGUGCGAGGUCUGUCCAGGACCCGAGGUGACAGGAAGCCCCAGAACCGUAGGAGCCCGGAACAUCUCGGAGUGCGGAGGUCAGUGCCCCCCAGGUCAGUACUCCCACGACGGCUUUGUCCCGUGCCUGCCCUGUCCCCUGGGCUCCUACCAGCCUGAGAUGGGCCGUACUUCCUGCUUCCCCUGUGGAGGGAAUCUCGUCACCAAACACGUCGGGGCAGUGUCUUUUCAGGACUGCGAGACCAAAGUUCAGUGCUCACCUGGGCAUUACUACAACACCAGUACGCACCGCUGCAUCCGCUGUCCCAUGGGGACCUACCAGGGCGAGUUCGGCCAGAACUACUGCAUGGCCUGCCCUGGGAACACUACCACCGACUUUGACGGCUCCACCAGCAUCAUGCAGUGCAAGAAUCGACAUUGCGGAGGGGAACUGGGAGACUACACUGGUUACAUUGAGUCCCCCAACUACCCUGGGAACUACCCAGCUAAUAUCGAGUGCACCUGGACCAUCAACCCCCCACCCAAGAGGAGAAUCCUCAUCGUGGUUCCCGAGAUAUACCUCCCCAUUGAGGAUGAGUGUGGAGACUAUCUGGUCAUGAGGAAAAGCUCUUUCCCGAACUCGGUAACGACCUACGAGACGUGCCAGACGUACGAACGACCCAUCGCUUUCACCUCCCGCUCCAAGCGGCUGUGGAUUCAGUUCCGAUCCAAUGAGGGCAACAGUGGGCGGGGCUUCCAGGUGCCUUAUGUCACAUACGAUGAGGAUUACCAGGAGCUAAUUGAAGACAUAGUGAGAGAUGGCCGAUUGUAUGCAUCUGAGAAUCACCAAGAAAUUCUGAAGGACAAGAAGCUGAUGAAGGCUCUCUUUGAUGUCCUGGCCCACCCGCAGAACUUCUUCAACUACACCGCGCAGGAGUCUCGAGAAAUGUUCCCUAAGUCCUUCAUCCGAUUCCUGCGCUCCAAAGUCCUGCGGUUUCUGAGGCCCUAGGGGACGAGUGCAGAGCAACGACUCUGCCGUGGUCCCCCAAACGCUUCCUGUUCGUCACCCCUCCCGGUUUAUACCUUUGAUUAACGGAGAGAAUUCACCUGAAA